UAUUAACCUUUGUGAUAUGAAGUAUUUGGCAUCAUACGCUCUAGCUCAAAUUGGAGGAAAUAAUGAACCAUCAUCUGAUGAAAUCUCUGCCAUUAUUAACGCUGCCGGUGGUGAUGUAGAUCUAGAAACCCUUAAUCAUUUUAUGUCUCUAAUGAAAGCUGAUUCGUUCGAAAACCUUAUUAAUAAAGGCUCAAAUAUGCUAUCAUGUGCUGGCGUAUCUACUUCCGCUGCGCCUGCCUCUGCUACUGGUGCUGCUCCCGUAGCAGAAACAGAAGCACCCGCUGCCCCUACUGAGACUGCAAAGAAGGCGCCACCUCCAGUUUCCAGCGACAGCGACUCGGACAUUAUGGAUAUUUUUGGAUAAUUAAUCUCAGUUUAUUGAUUUUUUUCUUUGGAUAAAUUGUUAUUUGACAAA
Molecule: messenger RNA, 415 nt
Organism: Octopus sinensis (East Asian common octopus)
Lineage: Eukaryota; Metazoa; Mollusca; Cephalopoda; Octopoda; Octopodidae
Product: 60S acidic ribosomal protein P2-like
Exons: 3
Coding region: 17-364 (115 amino acids)
Biological process (GO): cytoplasmic translational elongation
Cellular component (GO): cytosolic large ribosomal subunit
Molecular function (GO): structural constituent of ribosome
Source: RefSeq, a predicted model, not a curated record